UUAGCAGGAUAGCUAACACCUAAGCUAGUGAGAAGUGUUAGCGGCAGGCCUUGUACCUCGUCUGUGUAGAUUUUGAUACUUAUUUCACAUCUUAUUUUACCCCUUGCCAAGAUGAUGGACUCAAAUGACGGAGGUCGAGGAGGAUGGAAGCACAAGUCUCUCCAGCCUCAGAAAAGUAAAAUGAAUAUGAAUAUUCUCCGCCAAGAGAAGCUUAUAGCGCAGAAGAAAAAGGAGAUUGAGGAAAAAAUGGCAGAGCGGGCUAAAAUGAAUGAGCAAACAGCGAGCAAAUCCCUUCCACCAAGUUACAUCAGUCCCCAAUCAGCCUCUUCAAACAAGUUUGCAAAUGAUGGGAGCUUCUUGCAACAGUUUAUGAAGAUGCAGAAGGAGAAAUCCAACAGUGUUUCCGGUUCCACUGGUGACAGUAAACCCCCCUCAGUCUCAACUUCAUCGCCACUUGGAAACACGCUACAAAAAAAGAGCAUUCUUGUUGGAAAGAGGCCUGGUCUUGGACUCGGCAGCAUGCUUAGUCAGUUUAAGAGCUACUCACAAUCUAAGAAGAACCCUGUUCUCAGCCAGAGGCCAAGUGUGUUUUGUUCUCCAGAGGGUGAAGAUGAGGGAGAAGAGGCUGAUUACUCCAGAUUCAUAGAGAUGAAAGUCUCUCCCCCAGAGGAUUCAGACACCAGACUCAUUAUCGACAAGAUGGCCUCUUUCGUGGCGGAGGGGGGACCUGAGCUUGAGAGAAAGGCUAAGGAGGACUACAAGGACAAUCCUGUUUUCACAUUUUUAUAUGAUAAAAGCAACAGUGAUUAUCUCUACUACAAAAAGAAAGUCGCAGAAUUGAGAAGGGAUUUGCUAAAACCUGAGAAUACUUCAGAUAAUGUCUCCCCCCCAGUGGACGCGGAAACCCAGCAGGUGGCUGAGAAUCUGGCUCGGUUUGUGGCUGAGUGUGGACCUGAGAUGGAAGCCAUCGCUGCUGAGCGUAACAGAGACAAUCCUGCCUUCAGUUUUUUAUAUGAGCAUCAAAGUCCAGCCUAUCGUUACUACAAGGAGAAACUACAGGAGUACCGUGCCUCCCAGACAUCAUUUCCAGCAGAGCAACAGCAUCCAGCAGCUCCUCAGUUACCAGGAAACUCUCCAUCAUUGAAUCCUGAGUCUCUCUCACGCAGUCAAGAGGUAGAAACGCCACCUGUAAAGCGGAAGAGAAAAAGUCGAUGGGGGUCUGAAGAUGAUAAAGUUGAGUUGCCCAUUCCUCCAAUUAUCAUCCCUCAGGAGGUUAAUGUUCAAGACCCUGACGCACCAUCGCUCUCUGCCCAAGAGCUCAGAGGUCUUGGUUAUAAGAAAGGGAAGCCUCUCGGCCUGGUAGGAGUUACAGAACUGUCUGAAGACCAGAAGAGACAGCUCAAAGAACAACAAGAGAUGCAAGAAAUGUAUGAAAUGAUCAUGAAGCACAAGCGUGCAAUGGCAGAGAUGCAAGUGAUGUGGGAGAAGGCCAUGAGAGAGCACCAACAUGAAUAUGACAGUGAUGAAGAAGUAGAUCAGGAAGCAGGCACCUGGGAGCAUCGCCUCAGAAAGAUGGAAAUGGAGAAGACGCGUGAGUGGGCAGAAUCUCUGACAGAAAUGGGUAAAGGGAAACACUUCAUCGGUGACUUCCUGCCUCCUGAAGAGCUAGAGAAGUUCAUGGAGACCUUCAAGGCGCUAAAGGAAGGUCGGGAUCCAGACUACUCGGAGUACAAAGAGUUUAAGUUGACAGUGGAAAAUCUUGGUUUCCGAAUGCUUAUGAAGAUGGGGUGGAAGGAAGGUGAAGGCCUUGGCAGUGACGGACAGGGCAUCAAGGCUCCUGUCAACAAGGGAAUCCAAGCUAUGAAUGGAGCAGGUUUUGGAAUUGAUCGUCCGGCCGAGCUCACAAAAAACGAUGAUGAAUAUGAUGCUUACAGAAAGAGGAUGAUGCUUGCGUACCGCUUCAGGCCGAACCCACUGAAUAAUCCACGGAGACCUUAUUACUGAGUUAAAGGACUGUUCUUGUCUGUACUUGUCAUAUUUUAAUAUCUGCGUGUUGGAGAUACCACAGUUCUGUCCAGUUGUGAAAACAGACACUGCUGCUCAGUGUAAAUGUGGAAAUUUGGAAUGUGUGCAUGUGUGGGAGGGUAAUGUAGUUGAUAUGGUUUAAAAUAAAAUGUCUUGUCUCCCUUACAACAAUGGUUUAAUCCAGUUGUGAAAAAACGUGAAUGCUUGUUUUGUUACAUCUCAAUUUAUCUCUGUAACAAGUUCAAAUUCAUAAAUUGAUGUAGAUUAUGAUUUUACUCUGGUUUCAUUUUCCUGUGUUUUGGUAUUGUUGGCUAAAUAAUGGAGCAGUGUUUGCAAUAACCAAAUGUCUGUAUAAUUUAUGCCUACAGUCAUUUUCUUCAUCCACAUGAACAUUUGCUCCAGUUUAUUAUAUGCCCCAGUAUUCACAAUAAAAUUACCUCAACUAAAA
Molecule: messenger RNA, 2473 nt
Organism: Sphaeramia orbicularis (orbiculate cardinalfish)
Lineage: Eukaryota; Metazoa; Chordata; Actinopteri; Kurtiformes; Apogonidae
Gene: sugp1
Product: SURP and G patch domain containing 1
Exons: 14
Coding region: 112-2004 (630 amino acids)
Biological process (GO): RNA processing
Cellular component (GO): nucleoplasm
Molecular function (GO): RNA binding
Source: RefSeq, a predicted model, not a curated record